AUGGCUACUACUCGGAGGAAAAAGAAUCAGAUUCAGCAGCUCAAAAAUGGCAAUGGUGAGUGGGUGACAUGGGAGAAUGGUUUAGAUCAAGUGGUUAUUGAUUAUUUUCAAUCUUUGUUUACAACGUUGAAUGGUGAUAUGGAGGAGGUUUUGCGACAUGUUCAGGCACGUGUUUCUUCAACAAAUGCAGAUUUUCUUGUUUUGCCUUAUACUAAUGAUAAUGUUAAGAAUGCAGUUUUUGGAAUGCAUCCUGACAAAGCUCCUGGGCCGGAUGGAUUGAAUCCUGGUUCCAAUUCUACCUCAAUAAUUUUAAUUCCUAAGAAGAAAACGUCGGAGUAUAUUAGUGAUAUGAGACCUAUUUCUUUGUCAAAUGUCAUAGAUAGAGUUGUAUGUAAGGCUAUGGCAAAUCAUUUAAAGCUUGUUUUACCUGAUGUCAUUUCACAUGUUCAGUCUGCUUUUGUUCCUGGGCGCUUGGUCACGGAUAACAUUAUGAUUUCUCAUGAGGUGCAUCAUUUUAUUAAGGGUAAGAGACAAGGGAAGACGGGUGUAGUAGCUAUAAAAACUGAUGUUUCAAAGUUUCCUCUGUUGAUUACCAUUGUUUUAUAUGGUAAUAAUGCUUAUGGUUCUAUCUUGCCUUCGAGAGGUUUGCGCCAAGGAGAUCCUUUGUCUCCGUAUCUUUUUAUCUUGUCUGCUGAAGGUUUAACUGUUUUGUUGUCUGCUUGUGAAAGGAGUGGUCUGAUUACUGAUGACAGUCUCUUCUUUUUUAAAGCCCGGGUUUCGAAUGCAACAAAUUUGAAGCAUUGCCUUUCUUUAUAUGCUACUGCUUCUGGUCAAUAUAUAAAUUUUGCUAAGUCUUCAGUGUAUUUUAGUCCCAAUACCAAUGCACAUGAUCGUGAGGAAAUUUGCUCCAUUUUAAGUGUGGCUGAGACUGAUUCCCAUGGAUCUUAUUUGGGAUUGCCUAUAGUUGUUGGUCGGAAUAAAACAGAUGUUUUUAAUUUUGUGGUGGAUAAGAGAGAGAUGAAUCAAUUUGGUGGGAUAAUAAUGGCAAAGGCGAUGGCCAUUCCGAAAUGCCAAGGGGGGAUUGGUUUUCGUAGAUUGAGGGAGUUUAAUCUUGCUUUGCUUGCUAAACAGGGAUGGAAUUUUUUAGUUCAGCCAAGUUCUCUCGUAUCUCAGAUUUAUAAAGCUCAUUACUUUCCUGAUGUGUCCUUUUUAGAGGCGUCAAUUGGACACAAUCCUAGCUACAUAUGGAGAAGUAUUCUAGCUUCUCAAUCAUGUUUAAAGAAAGGUUGCUAUAAAAGAAUUGGGAAUGGAUUAAAUAUAAGAAUUUGGGGGGAUCCAUGGCUAUGUAACCAUGAUAAUUUUGUUGUGGUUUCGGAAAAUAAUACGGGUAUAGAAGAUGUUAAAGUAGCAGACUUAUUUAUACCUGGUUUGCGAAUAUGGGAGACUGCUUUUAUUAAUGAAGUAUUCGAUCCUCAUGAAGCUAUUGCAAUUCUUUCAAUUCCUUUGAGUUAUUCUGCUACUGAUGAUGUUUGGCAAUGGAAAUGGGAGAGUAAAGGGAGAUAUACAGUGAAAUAUGGGCAUGGCAGAGGUUGCAGGUUCAGGGAGCAGUUAGCUGAGGUUGUUAUGAUUGCUUGGCAAAUUUGGAAUUCAAGGAAUAAUUUGGUUUGGAAUCGUAAGCGUGUCGGGCAAGCUGUGGUUGUUUCUCAAACUCGUAAUGUUUUGCAUGAGUGGAGACAGUAUCCACCAGUUGAAGGUUUUAUUAAGUGUAAUAUUGAUGGCGCAAAUGGCCCAAAUCAAAGUGCUAUUGCAUGGUUGUGUCGGGAUACUUCAGGCGGUUUCAUGAGUUGCCAUGCACAUCCGCAACAAGUUAUUUUUGAGCCUUUGAUUUGUGAAGCGAUUGGUGUUCGUGAGGUUCUGAGUUGGCUGAAGGAAAAUCAUGAGUCAUGCUUAUGUAGAGACUGA
Molecule: messenger RNA, 1962 nt
Organism: Hevea brasiliensis (rubber tree)
Lineage: Eukaryota; Viridiplantae; Streptophyta; Magnoliopsida; Malpighiales; Euphorbiaceae
Exons: 7
Coding region: 1-1962 (653 amino acids)
Source: RefSeq, a predicted model, not a curated record